Molecule: messenger RNA, 861 nt
Organism: Naegleria lovaniensis
Lineage: Eukaryota; Heterolobosea; Eutetramitea; Acrasida; Naegleriidae
Exons: 1
Coding region: 1-861 (286 amino acids)
Source: RefSeq, a predicted model, not a curated record
AUGAAACUCUCUAAUAUUUUCGCAUGUUUUCUAGCAGCUCCCUCUCCGAAUACACUCACUGCGAAAAAACAUCCAGCCAUUGCGAUCAAACCUGUCACUUCAAAAACCGAAAAUGUUCAGCAUCAGCAGCACCAAGAUGACUCUUCCACAGUGGCCAAUGAAUCUACCACGGGUGGUAGCAAUCAUUUCAUGAAAAAGACACGUUCAUGGAGGUUUUCAUUCCGAAGGAGAACUUCAACUUCACCUCCUUCUUCGGAUCCUAACCAUGAUGUGGCAGCAACGUAUUCGGAUUUUCAACAACAACAACAACAACAACACGAUCAACAACAACAAGGUGUCAUUCCUUCUCAACAUCUUCAAAUGCUCUCUUCGAAAAGUACAAAAUCAUUACCAGUCGUUUCAUCCAGUAAGAGUCGAAGUCGAGCGAAAAGUAAAUCCACAGGAAGUUUAAUGACCACGACAACGACGACCACGAAUUAUAAAACCAAUGCUGUGAUUGUACCUGCCACUCUCCUACCACAUCAACAACAACAACAACAACAAAAUUCUUCUACUUCCAUACAUUCUUCACAACAAUCCAUUCAUCAUCAUUUCACAAAAAAGAGACCUCCCAAACAAAGUUUCAAAUCCACAGGAACCAUUUCAGAGAAGAGUGCCCAAUUGAAUCUCACACUUUCAACGAUACCUCCACUCGCUGUUCAACCAGCUAAUCGAAGACGACCACCUGGUCAAAGUCAAUUCACAUUUGAGGAACAUACUUCACAACACUUUUCGAAACGACAUGUGAAUGAAACAUUUAUGGAUUGGAUACAAACAACGCCUUAUUUUGCAAAGAUUGAGGAGAAUUUGAAAAAGAAAUGA